This is a messenger RNA of Cydia fagiglandana, 1481 nucleotides long. RefSeq lists its product as uncharacterized. The transcript is spliced from 2 exons. The coding region runs from base 81 to 1448 and encodes 455 amino acids. The record is from RefSeq and is a predicted model, not a curated record. Lineage: Eukaryota; Metazoa; Arthropoda; Insecta; Lepidoptera; Tortricidae.
GUAUAUAAGCGCCCAGCCACCGGACCCGGCGACAUUACACGCAUCGCCAGUUUGGGGGCCGUGGUGACUACCGCCUCACAAUGAAAACAUUCGUGGUAAUACUUGCUGUGGCAGGACUCGCAUCAGCCGAUAUUGGUCUCGGCUACCAGUAUAGUCCGCCCAAAACACAAACAUCGUACGGCACACCAUCCUACAGCAUUUCGAGCGGCAACAGUGGCUUUAACACUGGCUACUCAAGUCAAAACACGGGCUCUGUUCACAAAGGACAGGCUUUAAGUUCCGCAUCGAACGUGUACCAAACCUCUGCAGGUUUGCAGAAUGGAUAUCCAAGCCAAGUUCAAACCACCGGUACUGGAUAUCAAGGAAACGUCUUCCAAUCAGGCACAGGUUACCAAACUGGUACCGGAUAUCAUCCUCAGACUGGCUCGGGUUACCAAACCGAUAAUACUAGAUACCAAACUGGAGGAAACUACGCUGGGGCAGAUUCUACUGGAAAUCAGUAUCAAAGUAGUGGAUUAUUUGGAACCAGUGGGUCGCUCCAAGGAGUUCAGGGCCUCAAUCAGUACCAGUCGUCAAGCCAAUAUAAUGCUAACUCAGCCAAUUACCAACAAUACUAUAGUCAAGUGCAACAGCAAGCACCUCAAGUCUUCAAACACUUCUAUGUUCACGCCGCCCCUGAAGAACCAGAGUUACCGAGACCUCGUCAGCCAGUGGUCCUGCCUGCUCCUCAAAAACAUUAUAAGAUCAUUUUCAUCAAGACGCCAGCCCCUGUUGUCAAGUCUACACAAUUUGUACCAGUGCAACAACCAAACGAAGAGAAAACGAUUGUAUACGUUCUAGUUAAAAAACCAGAGGUAGUUGAAGACAUUGUUGUCCCGAAAAUUGAACAGAAGCCACCAUCUAAACCCGAGGUAUUCUUCAUCAAAUAUAAAGGCAAAGAAGACAGCCAAGCGGUAAUCAACAACAUCGUUAAUGAAUAUAACAGCGGAAAAGAGUCUGUCAAUGUCGGGGGUGCGUUCCACUCUGGCGGUACUCUAGAUUCGAUCGCAGACGUCAAAUACGUGCCGCAAUCCGUGGUAACCUCUCAAUCGAUAGGCGACGGCGUUGGAGCAUCAGUUCAAGCUUUAAGCGGAGCAUCUGGAUCUCAGUACGAAACCAGCAGUGGAUCUGUGGGUCAAUCAGUAAAUUCAGGAUCUUUCGAGAGUGGCUCAUCAGGUUCUCGUUAUCAAACACAAUUUGGAACUAGCUCCGUGGGCUACCCAUCAUCUACUGCGGGCUACCAAGGAUCGACCGCAGCCCCGAUCCAGAUCAGUUCAGGUUCCGGAGGGUACGACAGCAACAGCGGGUUCUCGUCCACGGUAUCCUCUACGGGCGGCCAAAGCGUAAUUUCUUCCCAACAGGGUAUUCCUCAUGAAUCUUAUGGAACGCCGAAAUUUAGCGACAAUUAACGAACUAAAGAAACCAUUAAAACUAUAUUGAAA